UUGUGUCGGGAUAUUUUUGAGGUGAAGACAGGAGGUGUUAUAUUUUGUUUUGUGCAAUUUUUGAGAUUGAGAAUCAAUCUUGAUGAUGAUGGAAUCUUUGAGUUCAUCUUCUGCAACAACAACAACUCUACCUUCUUUCUCUAUCUUCCCUUCUUCUUCAACAAGAACAUCAUCAUCAUCAUCUCUUUCUUCCAAGAAAACCUUCCACUUUCGUCUACCUUCCUCCAAGCGUGACGAUGGUAACAACGAUUCAGAAUCGCAAUCUAAAUCAUCAAACCAAAUCAACUUCAACCUUUCUCCAGUUCCCACUAAUCGCUGUUUCUCCAUUUCGCCUCUUUCCAAUGAUGCGGCGAUGGGGUUGGUGUUGAGUGCAGCAACAGGUAGAGGAUGGACAACAGGUUCUGGAAUGGAAGGUCCCCCUGUUCCUGCUGUUGGCAAGGAUGGCCAAUCUGGGACUGAGAAUAUUUCCACUUUCCCAUGGUCACUCUUCACUAAAUCUCCCAGGCGAAGGAUGCUCAUCGCUUUUACUUGUACCAUCUGUGGCCAGCGAACUACUCGCGCUAUUAAUCCUCAUGCUUACACUGAUGGCACUGUUUUUGUUCAGUGUUGUGAAUGCAAUGCGUAUCAUAAGCUUGUGGAUCACUUGAACUUAUUUCAGGAGACAAAUUGCUAUCUGAAUUCAAGUUUUAAGUAUAAAGGUCCUGGAUGGGAUGAUCUUAAGCUCAGGUUCAUGGACAUAGAUAGUGACGACGACGACGAUGUAUUCCCCGUUACAUGAGUGAAUUGCCAGCUUAUGGAGCACAUAUUUUCUGCCUCUGAUCAUAUAAGGAAUUUUAGAUUAGCUGUCUUGUAUAUUGUUUAUGUUUUUCAUGCUUAAUAGUAAAAUGUCAGGGGUUUGCUUUGUAUAGUAAUAAAUAAAAUAAUAUAUUAAUAUGUCAUGUGCAUGUAGCUUCACAACUGAUCUGUACGAUAAUCAAUUUGAUAAUAUACACAAUACAUUACAUAACUA
Messenger RNA from Medicago truncatula (barrel medic), 1009 nucleotides. RefSeq lists its product as uncharacterized. Gene Ontology annotation, biological process: protein folding; protein stabilization; protein import into mitochondrial matrix. Gene Ontology annotation, cellular component: mitochondrion. Gene Ontology annotation, molecular function: zinc ion binding; protein-folding chaperone binding. Lineage: Eukaryota; Viridiplantae; Streptophyta; Magnoliopsida; Fabales; Fabaceae. The record is from RefSeq and is a predicted model, not a curated record. The transcript has 4 exons. Bases 83 to 778 code for a protein of 231 amino acids.